Messenger RNA from Botrytis sinoallii, 587 nucleotides. RefSeq lists its product as uncharacterized. Bases 41 to 424 code for a protein of 127 amino acids. Lineage: Eukaryota; Fungi; Ascomycota; Leotiomycetes; Helotiales; Sclerotiniaceae. The record is from RefSeq and is a predicted model, not a curated record. The transcript is spliced from 3 exons.
ACAGACUUACUUCAAACUGGCCAAAUAAAAAAGCUUCAUCAUGCAGUUCAAGCUUACAUCACUCCUCAUUCUCCUGCCCCUUUCCCUUGCCCUGCCCGAGCCGAUUGCGGAGCCAGUUCCAGAGGCUGGUUUCAAGGAAGGAAGCGCCAUUACACCCCGUGAUGGGCCCGAUACACUCAUAGCCCGCGCUUGCUCCUACAACACUGGUUGUACGUCCCAAAGCGGAGCCAGUGCUGGAAAAUAUUGCGGUUUUUGUACCCAAGUACGCGGAACGUAUCAUGUCGGUGACAUCUAUCAAGUCAAUGGUGGCUCUGGGUCCUCGAGCUGCUGCAGUUAUGGAGCAAGCUCGGCAUGUGCUGCACGUUGGCCAGCUGUCAGUCCAAAUGUUCUUGUCAAAUGCGCCAACAAUGGUAGAGGAUACUAGCUGAGUGGAGGCCGUUGAUUAGCUGGAAAGCUCACUCUUUUUUCUGAUCUAAAUUGCAAAGUAGACUGCCGAACAGACUUGGGGGUUUUGCUUUACCCACAUUAUUUUCUUGUGGAACCUGCGAAUGAAUGUUCCAAAUCUAUGUAUUCCUUGCGUUUUGUUC